Verruconis gallopava is the source of this 4621-nucleotide messenger RNA. RefSeq lists its product as uncharacterized. Gene Ontology annotation, cellular component: alpha DNA polymerase:primase complex. Lineage: Eukaryota; Fungi; Ascomycota; Dothideomycetes; Venturiales; Sympoventuriaceae. Gene Ontology annotation, molecular function: chromatin binding; single-stranded DNA binding; DNA replication origin binding. The record is from RefSeq and is a predicted model, not a curated record. Gene Ontology annotation, biological process: mitotic DNA replication initiation; DNA replication; leading strand elongation. The transcript has 4 exons. Bases 113 to 4522 code for a protein of 1469 amino acids.
AUUUGAUCUCUCCCCUACGAAUCUCAAGGGUAUCACCACGCCCGUUUCUAUUAAAACGCGUUCUUAGCGACCUUGCUGACCGACCUUUGGCUCUACUGCCAUUGUUCUCGCAAUGGCGAGCCGUGCAGAGCGAUUGGCCCAGCUCGCCGCGGCACGGAAGAGCAGGUCGACCGUCGCCUAUGAAGUCGAAGAAUACCAAAGCUUGUACGAUACGGUGGACGAGGAAGGCUACAAGAAGGUUGUACGUAGCCGCUUGGAUCGCGAUGACUUCGUCGUAGACGACAAUGGCGAAGGCUAUGCGGAUGACGGUCGAGAAGAGGACUGGGACGACGGCCACUACGAUGACGACGGCAGCGGUAAUGACGACGACGAACCGCAACCGCGAGGUAAAGCAGCCAAGAAGCAGCGUGAGGAAGAGCAAAAGAGGCGUGACAAGAUCCGCAAUGGCAUCAGCCAGUACUUCAAUGCAAAAACCACAACAACAGUCUCUAGAUCAAAGCCUAUAAAGACAGCAGAAGACGACGCAUUCAUGGCGGAGUUGCUCGGCGAAGUAGAUGUUCAUGUCAACGUGCCACGGAAUUCAACGCGCUCAAAGCCUAGUAAGCUUGAAAACCGGCGCAAGCGACUAUCUCCUCCACUGCCGGAAGUCAGACCGUCGAAGAACGCUCGCAUAGACCAGAGCGAGAGUGCUCUCCAAACCCACACACCGCCUACUGAAAAUGCCUUCAACGACGAGCUUAUAGCCUUGGCACCGGAUGAGGAUAUACCUAUGAGUGACCCUCUGCCUUCUUCGCCUGUUGCAAAGGCGGUGCAACGCAAGAGCCUGACUGUCAAGACUGAGGAGGAGAGCGACGACGACGUCAUGGAAGUUGCGCAAACAGUCGGACAUGUCGCCUCGACUGGCCCCGCUAUCAACAUGUCAGGUACCAGACCUGCCCCAAAGAUUAAAAAGGAAGCGUAUCCAUCACCCGCAAGUUCAUCACCCCCGCAGGCAAAGGUCGAAAAUGUUGAGGCGGAUUCGUGGAACAGCGUUACGGACAGGCUGAACAUCCUGAGCAGUCCAGCAGCACCACAGAGCCAAAGUUUUGGAAAGCUCAAGCCGGAACAAGCUGUCGAAGAGGACGGAAGCCUCCGCAUGUUUUGGUUCGAUUACACGGAGAUCAACGGCAGUCUAUGUCUUUUCGGCAAAGUCAAAGACAAGAAAUCUGGUAAUUUCGUGAGCUGUUUUGUCAAGGUUGACAACAUUAUGAGGACGCUCUACUUUUUGCCGCGCGAAUACCGACAGAAGCAUGGGCGAAACACAGAUGAAGAAGUGGGCAUGAGCGACGUCUACGACGAAGUCUCUGAUAUAAUGUCGAAGCUGCGGGUAGGAUCAUUUAAGAUCAAGCCUAGCUCACGCAAAUACGCUUUCGAACUUCCAGAUAUUCCAAAGGAGGCAGACUAUCUCAAGCUGCGAUAUCCCUAUGACAAGCCUUCCCUAAGCAUAGAAACUACUGGGGAAACGUUCUCACAUGUUUUUGGUACGAACACUGCACUUUUCGAGCAGUUCGUUCUGUGGAAGAACAUUAUGGGACCUUGUUGGCUAAAAAUUGAGGGCGGAGAUUUCAACGCCGUUAACAACGCUUCCUGGUGCAAGCUCGAGCUAGCUGUGGAUAAGCCUCAGGCCAUUUCAGUGUUAGAGACCGACAGUAUGGACGCUCCCCCGCUAACACUCAUGAGCAUCUCGUUACGCACUACAUAUAACAUCAGAGAAAACAAGCAAGAGCUCCUUAUCGCGAGCGCUCGUGUGUACGAGAAUGUGUCUCUAGCCGAGACUACACCUGCAGAUAAGCUGCCUUCGAAGUCUUUCACAAUAAUGAGACCCGUUGGCGCCGAUUAUCCCACCGGCUUUAAGUUGGAGGUUGAGAGACAUAGAGGCAUGAUUGGCAUGGAACGCAAUGAAGCUGCCCUGCUCAGCAAGUUUCUAGCUAUUCUAGGCAAUCAUGACCCGGACGUGCUUAUGGGUCACAAACUGGAUGACGUCGAUUUCGGCGUAUUGCUAAGUCGAAUGCGGGAGCGUAACACCCCUGGUUGGCACAGAAUCGGCCGCUUGAAGCGGAGUCAGUGGCCGAAGAAUAUGGGCAAGGGUGGCGGCAGCUUUUUUGUCGAGCGUCAGCUAGCGGCUGGCCGCUUGCUCUGCGAUCUGGCUAAUGACAUGGGAAAGUCUCUCAUGAUGAAGUGUCAGUCGUGGAGUCUCACGGAGAUGUGUGAGCUGUUCCUCAAUGAGAAGCGAGUCGAGCUCGAUAAUGAGAACGCGCUCAAAACUUGGUGCUCCACACCAAAGGGCCUGAUAAAUUACCUGAGGCAUUGUGAGACGGAUACCUAUUUCAUCUCUGCUUUGGCGUUGAAAGUUCAGAUGUUGCCUCUCACCAAAGUUUUGACUAAUUUAGCUGGUAAUUCUUGGGCUCGUACGUUAAGCGGCACUAGAGCCGAGCGCAAUGAAUACAUUUUGUUGCAUGAAUUCCAUCGCAACAAAUACAUUUGCCCCGACAAGGUCUGGGGUAAAGGUAAACAGAAAAAUGAGGAGGAGCAUGAAGAUGGCGAGGAGGGAGGCGCUGAUGCGAAGAAGAAGGACAAAUAUAAGGGAGGUCUUGUCUUCGAGCCCGAAAAAGGCCUUUACGAUAAGGUCAUCCUUGUUAUGGACUUCAACAGCCUGUAUCCCAGUAUUAUCCAGGAGUUCAACAUCUGCUUCACCACCGUCGAACGGUCGGACAUCGGCGAAGAAGAAGAUCGAGUCCCCGAAAUACCGGACGCUGAACAAGCACAAGGCAUCCUACCGAAGCUCAUUGCUACCCUCGUGAAGCGACGCAGAGAGGUCAAAAAGUUGAUGAAAGACAAGAAUGCUACGCCAGACCAGCUCGCCACAUGGGACAUCAAGCAGCUUGCCCUGAAGCUCACAGCCAACUCUAUGUAUGGUUGUUUGGGUUAUACCAAGUCUCGUUUCUAUGCCCGACCACUAGCUAUGCUCACGACAUACAAAGGCCGUGAAAUUCUUCGAAACACGAAAGAGCUCGCCGAAAGCAACAUGCUUCGUGUCAUUUACGGCGACACUGACUCCGUUAUGAUCAACACCAAUAUGGACAACAUCCAGGACGCAUUAAAGAUCGGCAACGAGUUUAAGAAGCAAGUGAACGAUCGCUACCGCUUGCUUGAGAUUGACAUUGAUAAUGUCUUUCGUCGAAUCUUACUCCAUGCCAAGAAGAAAUAUGCAGCUAUCAACCUGGUAGAAAAGGAUGGCAAGUUUGUAGAGAAGCUUGAAGUCAAGGGUUUAGACAUGAGGCGAAGGGAAUACUGUCAACUUUCGAAGGACACUUCAUCCAAGCUGCUAACGUUUCUAUUGUCCGGCGACGAACCAGAAACUGUCGUUGAAAACAUCCAUGAGUAUCUUCGCUCACUUGCUUCCGAAAUGCGAGGCUUUAAGAUCCCACUGAUGAAGUAUAUCAUCCACACGCAGCUCGGGAAGGCACCAAAGGAGUACCCAAAUGCAGGUUCCAUGCCUUCAGUCCAGGUUGCCCUGAAGCAGAUGGCCAAAGGCAAGCAUAUUAAAGCCAAAGACGUGAUGUCAUUCAUCAUUACCGGUGAAAACGGCGGCUCUGCUGAGAACGCAGCGAAGAAUGCAUUCCCUGUCGACGAUGUUCUAAAGCCUGACUCCGGACUAAAGCCAGAUAUUGACUACUACCUGCACAAGCAGAUACUACCUCCAGUUGAGCGUCUUUGUGCGCCGAUUAGUGGUACCAAUGUCACUAUGCUUGCCGAGUGCCUGGGUCUGGACACCAGCAAGUACCGUGUCAGCAGUGCAAGUGGUACUGUCAGUGCAAAUGACCAGGAAAUUCAACCACUGGAAAGCCAGAUCCCAGAUGCGAUACGUUUCAAGGACGCAUCUCCACUACGCUUGCGAUGCCGUAUGUGCAAGACGUCGUUCAAUUUCCGAGGCGUCAUACCCAUGAUGGACAGCACGUCGAACAUGGACAAGGAGGCGGUCAUUUCACACGAAGGGUUGGCUUGCCCCAAUCCAAGUUGUGGUAAAGUCAUGCCGAACAUCAGUCUGGUUGCCCAGAUGGAAUCGCAGAUUCGGCAGCAUACCGCUCGUUUCUACGCCAAUUUUCUGGUGUGCGAUGACCCCUCUUGCGGCAUUCGAACUCGCCAAAUGAGUGUCUACGGACAUCGUUGUCUCGGCCCGAAGGGACUUGGCCACGGUUGUCUGGGCAAGAUGCACGCUGAGUACACUGAGAAGAUGCUGUACAACCAGCUGUUGUUCUUGAGCCGCUUGUUUGAUGUUGACAACGCCAGAGAAAAGGCAGAGAAGGAGGCUAGAGAGGGCCGAAUUGCCAGCGAAAAGAAGGAAAAGAUAUGUGUGCUGGCAGAAGUAAAUAGGGAAAGAUGGGAGGUAGUCAGAAAUGUUGUAAAGGCGCAUCUUGAUAAGAACGGGAGACAAUGGGUGCAGAUGGAUUCGUUGUUUGGAUUUGCACUGAAGGUUGCGUAAAAGGUGCACAGGAUGCUUUUUGAUGUAGCCAGGUGUGAGGGUUCUAGGCAUCACGCUUGGGAUAGCAUACGUACAGUAACGCAUGGAUGUUCAAACUAC